Molecule: messenger RNA, 690 nt
Organism: Saprolegnia parasitica CBS 223.65
Lineage: Eukaryota; Oomycota; Saprolegniomycetes; Saprolegniales; Saprolegniaceae
Exons: 1
Coding region: 1-690 (229 amino acids)
Source: RefSeq, a predicted model, not a curated record
AUGCUGCAGCUACGAGCGUACCCAUCGCAGGCGCACGUCGCCGCCGACGCCGACGGAGUCGUCUUUGUCAACUGCCACCUGCACGCGCUCGAAGCGGUCGCCGACGUCCGACUCAUGUGCGAAGGUGGGCCAAGCGUAUGGAUCGAGAUGGAGACCAUGCACGACUGCGACACGAUCUGCGCCUACUCCGAGUACCGCGUGCGCAUCGCCACAAUCGCGGCUGGCGACGACGUCGAUGUGCUGCUCAAGGUCGAGGUGCUCCCGGCCGCCUCCGAGAAGCUACUGCAGGUGCUUCUCGACGUCCACAUCGAGUAUACGAGCCUGCGGACGGGUGGCAGGCGCUCGAUGCGGUCGCUUGUCGUCGUCCAGCGCCCCGAAACCAUCCCAGACGACGAACCUCUCACGUCAACGACGCUGCACGACCGCCACCGCAUCCGCGCGGCCCGCGCGUUGGCCAUGGCUGCCCGCUGGACCGCGGAGGAGCUUCAUGACACAGCGCGCGGAGUUCUCGACAGCACAAGCCUCCAGAUACGCAAGGCGCUGCCCCGGCUAACGCGGAUUGACGCUGCACAGUCGCGCCUGCUGCUAGCAGCACUUGAAGUCGCGCGCCGUCGGGUGCCACCGCGGCAUUCCGCCAAGCACGAAACCUUUGACGACUUUGUCUCGGUCACCGGGGCCAUCGAGGCCUAA